GGGCCCCGCCGGCUCCCGAAUUGCCCUUCGGCGCCCGGCUGCUUCUCCCUCUGGCCGGCUGGUACUCCUGGACUCCCGAGGCGUCCCCUGGAGAGGCAAAGCCAGGCUCAGGCUCCCGUUGGGCGCGCUGCCGCUCUUCUGUUACAGGCUGUCGGGCCAGGACCCCUCAGGGACUUUUUGUGGGGGAGGGGCGAAUCGUGCAAGGCCUAGGGGGCCGCGCUCCUAGAGAAAGGCAAUGCGGGGCUGUGGCGGGGAGGAGGACCGAGUGGAGCAGUCUGAGGCACACCUUUAACCCUUAGCUAAGCUCCUAUGCCCUUCAUACCUUCAUUCACAGAAAGGGAAAGUUAUAUUAGAGGGGUGCCUGGCUGCCUCAGUUGGUGGAACACGCUAUUCUUGAUCUUGUGGGAAGAUGGAAGAGCUGAGUCAAGCCCUGGCCAGUAGCUUUUCUGUGUCUCAAGAUCUGAACAGCACAGCUGCCCCACACCCCCGCCUGUCCCAGUACAAGUCCAAGUACAGUUCCUUGGAGCAGAGUGAGCGGCGCCGCCGACUAUUGGAACUGCAGAAAUCCAAGCGGCUGGAUUACGUGAACCAUGCCAGACGACUGGCUGAAGAUGACUGGACAGGGAUGGAGAGUGAGGAAGAAGAUGAUAAAAAAGAUGAUGAAGAGAUGGACGUUGACACUGGCAAGAAGUUACCAAAACGCUAUGCUAAUCAAUUGAUGCUGUCUGAGUGGUUGAUUGACGUCCCUUCAGAUCUGGGGCAGGAAUGGAUUGUGGUCGUGUGCCCUGUUGGAAAAAGAGCCCUGAUCGUGGCCUCCAGGGGCUUUACCAGUGCCUACACCAAGAGUGGUUACCGUGUCAACAGGUUUUCUUCCCUGCUGCCAGGAGGCAACAGGCAAAACUCAGCGACAGCAAAAGACUACACCAUUCUGGACUGCAUUUACAGCGAGGUGAACCAGACCUACUAUGUUCUGGAUGUGAUGUGCUGGCGGGGACACCCUUUUUAUGACUGCCAGACUGAUUUCCGGUUCUACUGGAUACAUUCAAAGUUACCAGAAGAAGAAGGACUGGGAGAGAAAACCAAGCUCAAUCCCUUUAAAUUUGUAGGACUAAAGAAUUUCCCUUGUACCCCUGAGAGCCUGUGUCAGGUGCUGUCAAUGGAUUUCCCUUUUGAGGUAGAUGGACUUCUCUUCUACCACAAGCAGACCCACUACAGCCCUGGAAGCACUCCUCUUGUGGGCUGGCUGCGCCCCUACAUGGUGUCAGAUGUUCUUGGAGUGGCCGUGCCAGCUGGCCCACUGACCACCAAGCCAGAAUAUGCUGGGCAGCAGCUCCAGCAGAUUAUUGAGCACAAGAGGAGCCAGGAAGGCAUGAAGGAGAAAGUCACACACAAGGCAUCUGAGAGUGGACACUAUGAGUUGGAACACCUGUCUACCCCCAAGCUGAAGAGCCCUCCCCAUGGCCUUGACCCCCCAGGGAGCCUCAUGGAAAACUAAACAGGGUGGCUCCUUGGGGAGUCACAGGAUGGGGCUUGGUCCCAGAAGGAAGGCUGGGGAGGAGGACAAUGACAACA
This is a messenger RNA of Panthera uncia (snow leopard), 1572 nucleotides long. It is a transcript of the gene SNUPN, whose product is annotated as snurportin 1. The record is from RefSeq and is a predicted model, not a curated record. Gene Ontology annotation, biological process: snRNA import into nucleus; protein import into nucleus. The coding region runs from base 410 to 1495 and encodes 361 amino acids. The transcript has 11 exons. Gene Ontology annotation, cellular component: cytoplasm; nucleus. Gene Ontology annotation, molecular function: nuclear import signal receptor activity; protein binding. Lineage: Eukaryota; Metazoa; Chordata; Mammalia; Carnivora; Felidae.